AGAACGAGUAACUAGACUUAAGGAUUUAAUGGUUGGCGAUGAAGCGUCACAGCUGCGAUCACUACUAGAGGUUUCUUAUCCAAUGGAAAAUGGCGUGGUGCGCAAUUGGGAGGACAUGUGUCAUGUCUGGGAUUAUACUUUUGGACCUAAAAAGAUGAAUAUCGAUCCAACCAACACCAAAAUCUUACUUACAGAACCUCCUAUGAAUCCUACCAAGAAUCGAGAAAAAAUGAUCGAAGUCAUGUUUGAAAAAUAUGGCUUUGAUUCCACAUAUAUCGCAAUCCAAGCUGUGUUGACGUUAUAUGCGCAGGGCCUGAUUAGUGGUGUCGUUAUUGAUUCUGGAGAUGGUGUGACACAUAUCUGCCCAGUUUAUGAGGAGUUUGCGUUACCGCAUCUUACUCGCCGGUUAGAUAUUGCUGGACGUGAUAUAACUCGCUAUUUGAUCAAACUUUUGUUGCUCCGGGGAUACGCUUUUAAUCAUUCGGCUGAUUUUGAAACUGUGCGUAUGAUGAAAGAAAAACUUUGCUACAUUGGGUAUGAUAUUGAAAUGGAGCAACGGCUUGCUUUAGAAACUACAGUUCUUGUGGAAUCAUACACUUUACCAGAUGGCCGAGUUAUUAAGGUUGGUGGCGAACGCUUUGAGGCACCAGAGGCCCUUUUUCAGCCUCAUCUGAUAAAUGUUGAAGGUCAAGGUAUCGCUGAAUUGGUAUUCUCUACAAUACAAGCAGCAGAUAUCGAUAUGCGCUCAGAACUUUAUAAGCAUAUCGUUCUAUCUGGUGGUUCGACUAUGUAUCCUGGACUUCCUAGUCGUUUGGAGCGAGAAAUUAAGCAGUUAUAUUUAGAACGCGUUCUUAAAAAUGACAGCGAAAAAUUGUCUAAAUUUAAAAUUCGCAUCGAGGAUCCACCCAGAAGAAAAGAUAUGGUUUUCAUUGGUGGGGCAGUUUUGGCAGAAGUGACGAAAGAUCGAGACGCAUUUUGGAUGUCUAAGUUGGAGUACCAAGAACAAGGAUUGAAUGUAUUGAAGAAACUUAGUGCUAGAACGAGUAACUAGACUUAAGGUUAUUGUGCACAUAAAUUCUGUUUUGUGUGCAUAAAACAUUGUUAGUUAAUUGCAUUUACGAGCUAUAGAAACGUGUGUUGGCAUUCUGUAGAGCCAAAAAGUCAAAUAAAAAAUUGAAGCAAGCGAUUUCCUAUUCCACUCGUUUUGGUCGUACGUUGUGAUUUUCAUAGCACAAGUAUUUAAUCGAAGAAAACCUAAAUUAAUCCACCUAGCGGUCAGACCCAGCCUUUCUCAUUCAAUUUUUUAUUUGUAAAAAUAGAUUUACAUGACCGCUUCAAUCCAAUAAAUGUAUAUUCACUCUUUAGGUUCUAAAAUAUUGAUGUUGUAAUCUUUACAAAUAAAAAUGCAGUCAAGUCUG
This is a messenger RNA of Wyeomyia smithii (pitcher-plant mosquito), 1418 nucleotides long. RefSeq names its product actin-related protein 2. Gene Ontology annotation, biological process: Arp2/3 complex-mediated actin nucleation. Bases 29 to 1051 code for a protein of 340 amino acids. Gene Ontology annotation, molecular function: actin filament binding. The transcript is spliced from 4 exons. Gene Ontology annotation, cellular component: Arp2/3 protein complex; actin cortical patch. The record is from RefSeq and is a predicted model, not a curated record. Lineage: Eukaryota; Metazoa; Arthropoda; Insecta; Diptera; Culicidae.